GUUUAGGACGCUAUUUUUAAAAUGUCAACAUCCGGUUGAAAUGCAUGUUACUUCCGGGCAGCAUGGUAGAAUGGAAAAUGACAUUGAAAAGGAAGAUGUGGACUUCUUUAGAGAUACUCCAAUACGAUAUUUAGGUUAUAGUAAUGAAGUAGGAGAAGCAUUCCGAGCCCAGGUUCCUGUAAGAUGGGUCCACCUUAGUUACGUGGCAGCCAGUGGUUAUGUGGUGGCAGACGCUGUUCACAAAGGCUGGGAGGCUUCUCAGAAAUCCUGGGAAGAUGAGAGCAAGAGGAGAUCACGUGUCGGUUGGGCCGUGUUAGACACACUGAUCUGGCAGGGACUGGCCUCCGUCGCUAUCCCAGGAUUCACCAUUAACCGUAUCUGUAAGUUCUCUGGAAUACUGCUGAAGAAAUCCACUUCGUGGCCUGGUCCCACCAGGAAAUGGACCACCACCGCGGUGGGCCUACUCUCCAUUCCCUUCAUAAUAAAACCGAUAGAUAAGUCCGUGGAUUAUCUGAUGGAAAACACACUGAGGAAGUGGUACCAUAUGGGACCUGUGUUAGAAGAUCUGGUACAUCACAAUAGAAACGAGUGAUGCAUGUUAAGAAUUAUCAGCAUUAGGAGGAAAACUAAUCUGUAUCAUAAUUUUAAAAAUAUCAUCAGUAUUAGACUUUUAUAAAGGUAAUUUAGUACAUAUAUUAGGAAUGUUGAAAUCGAUUUAGUUAAUUUUAUGAUUAAAGACAAAUCUUGGUAUUGUCACAUGGUAAAUAAUUCCAUGUUAGCCCAUGAGGGUUUAUGCCCGCCAUACAUAUGAUACUCUAGUCUACAUACAUACUCAUUUGACUAAGCCUACUAACAUUCAGGUUGAUGUCUGUUGUAAUAAUGUUCAAAGGUUUUAAUCUUAAACUGUUUUGCUUCUCGAAGCGGAAAGGUUUAGCCGAGCGCAUACGUUCAACGACUUUACGGAGUUUAUGAUGGUAAAACACAAAUAAACACGGACGUGCAUCAGAUUGACCUGACGUGAUGGACAGUUGUCACUGUCAAUGUUUGAUCUAUUAGUCCAGGACAAAAGCAGUCUUGUUCAUGAACAAUUUUUUUUUGUUUAUAUCUUCUUCUUUUUAAAGAAUGUUUACUAUUUCACUUGUUUGUUGUUUUUUUUGUUUUGUUUUUUCUACAUUCAAAUUAUUAUUACACCCCCUCCUUCCCUGCUGCUGUUGUACUGAACAUUUAUCAAAGUAAUUAUGGAAGUAGAAAAUAUAGUUCUUCAUCCUUUGAAUACUUCUAGAAAUUCAAUUUUUGUCGUGUGUAUAUUUGCUUCUUCUGAUACAUAAACAACUGGGAUUGAUGGGGUAAAAAAUUCACAGAGAAAAAUAAAAUUUUAACAAGCAUAUCUAUAUACAUGUUUUUGUGGAUGUUUGUUGUUUCUUUCAUUUGUUGAUUAUUUCAUUUGUUAUUAUUUACAAUUUUAUUUUUCUUUGUUCAAUAAAGUGUUCAAUCUUAUUUAACGUUUUGACAAAGGAAAUAAAGGUAAUAUGAAAAGGAAAAAAAA
This is a messenger RNA of Ostrea edulis (European flat oyster), 1546 nucleotides long. RefSeq names its product mitochondrial fission process protein 1-like. Gene Ontology annotation, biological process: mitochondrial fission. Bases 41 to 592 code for a protein of 183 amino acids. The transcript is spliced from 3 exons. Gene Ontology annotation, cellular component: mitochondrion. The record is from RefSeq and is a predicted model, not a curated record. Lineage: Eukaryota; Metazoa; Mollusca; Bivalvia; Ostreida; Ostreidae.